AUGUUUGGUUCAGGCUCGGCUUUUGGAUCAAAGCCAUCUGGUCUGUUCGGUUCUUUUAACACUCCCUCUUCUAAUGCUGCUUCAACCACCUUUGGAGCUACUAACACCCAGAAUCAGAAUACUUCUAUCUUCGGCGCUACAACCACUACAACACCUCAAAACCAGAACCCUAACAACGAUAUUGAAGUACCUCAAGCACCAGACGAUGCCGUACAAGCAUUGAAGUUCAAUCCGGGUUCGGCUGGCACUCCUAUGUUCUUGGCAGCCGGCUCCUGGGACUUUACGUGUAGAGUGUGGCAAAUCAGCGAAACUGGACAAGUGGAGCCAAAGGCCAUGCAAAAUGUUGGAGCACCAGUAUUGGGUUUGGACUGGUUUGAUGACAGUAGCAAGAUCUUCAUGGCUUGUGCCGACAAACAAGCCAGAGUAUGGGAUCUGGCCUCGAAUCAAGUUGCUGUAGUUGGUACCCACGAUGCCCCAGUUAAGACUUGUCACUGGAUAACAUCUCCGAGCUACAACUGUUUGAUGACUGGAGGGUGGGACAAGACAGUCAGAUUCUGGGAUAUGAGGCAACUUCCUACUCAAUCAUCUCUGGCCACCUUAACCUUGCCCGAUAAAGUAUAUUGUGCCGAUGUUUUAUAUCCAUUUGGUGUUGUUGGAAUGGGUAACAAACGAAUUAAACAGUACAAGCUUGAUGGACAGCCACAAGAGUUCAGCGACAUUGAAUCUCCGUUGAAACAUCAGAGUAGAUGUGUGUCUGUCUUCAAGAACAAGAUGAACAACCAGCCGGCUGGCUUUGCUGUUGGAUCUAUUGAAGGUGAGUUUUGUUAUUACAAUGUUACAUCAGUGGAAUGCAAUCAAGUUAUAAUUUGAAAUGCUUCAGGUCGUGUUGCAAUUCAAACAAUCGAAAAUACAAAUACCAAGGACAACUUCACGUUCAAGUGUCAUAGGUCGCCAGAUCUAGUUAACGGAUUCCAGGAAAUUUAUCCGGUAAGCUUAAUAUUGUCCGAAUUAAGUAUUGUUUUAAAGUAGUUUGCUAUGUAAUUUUUUAUGAUAUUAACAUUUGGUUGUAGAUCAACGACGUUUGUUUCCACCCUGUACAUUACACUCUGGCCACUGUGGGCGGAGACGGUCGGUUCAUGUUGUGGGACAAAGAUGCCCGAACUAAACUGAAGAAUUCCGAACAGAUGCCACGUCAAAUCACAAAAUGCCAUAUUCACCACAGUGGCAACAUUCUGGCUUACGCAACGGGUUAUGACUGGAGCAAAGUAAGUGUUACCUAUAUUAUAGUUGUCCAUAAUUUAUGAUUUUUACAAUUUCAUUUUUAAUUCUUUGUGAAUAAUGGUUAACUAUACUUGUGUUACAGUUUUAUUUAUAUUUUAAUCCAUUUCUAGGGCCACGAAGGCAACACCCAGCCCGCCAACGCCAAGAUCUACCUCCACGCGGUGGGCGAGGAAAUGAAGCCGAGACAGAAGAAGUAA
This is a messenger RNA of Bursaphelenchus okinawaensis, 1478 nucleotides long. The record is from the annotation of a GenBank genome assembly. NCBI's taxonomy places the organism in Eukaryota, Metazoa, Nematoda, Chromadorea, Rhabditida, Aphelenchoididae.